This is a messenger RNA of Sporothrix brasiliensis 5110, 510 nucleotides long. RefSeq lists its product as uncharacterized. Gene Ontology annotation, molecular function: transmembrane transporter activity. Gene Ontology annotation, biological process: transmembrane transport. Lineage: Eukaryota; Fungi; Ascomycota; Sordariomycetes; Ophiostomatales; Ophiostomataceae. The transcript has a single exon. The record is from RefSeq and is a predicted model, not a curated record. The coding region runs from base 1 to 510 and encodes 169 amino acids.
AUGGCCAUCGCCGACGAUCGUCCGCCCCCGGCGGCGAGCACCUCGGACAGCAACGACACCACCAUGAAGCCGGGCAACGACAUUGAGGCCAAAGACGUGCUGAGCGACGCCACGGACGCCCCGGCCGCGGACGCGCCCGACACGCCCAGGGCGCCGUCGCUCCAGCGCGGCCCCCGCUUCUGGGCCAUCAUCGCCACCCUCUGCGUCAUCGGCCUGCUGUCGUCGCUCGAAAACACCGUCGUCACCACGUCCCUGCCCGCCAUCGCCGCCCUGCUGGACCUCGGCGAGAACUACAUCUGGGUCACCAACGUCUUCUUUCUGACCUCGGCCGCCGUGCAGCCGCUGUUCGGCCAGCUGGCCAACCUGUUUGGCCGCCGCUGGGUGACGCUGGCCAUCAUUGCGCUGUUUGCGCUCGGCAGCGGCCUGGCCGGCGGCGCGCGCAACGCGGCGACGCUCAUUGCCGGCCGCGCCGUGCAGGGCAUGGGCAGCGGCGGCAUCAACAUGAUUUAG